UUACCACACCUGACUGGUCAACAAACUAAAGGUACAAUGUAUUGGAGAAAAGAGACACAGUCUAUAUAUAGAGGUCAACUGUGACUCAGUCACUGUCAUAUGUACAAUCAAUAAGGAAUUCCAGGUGUGAUAAUAAAACCAGGAUAUCUUUAUAUCAUUGUUUAUAAAUAGUGUGUCGUAAAGAAAUUUCAAAAAAUAAAUUAAAUAAAAAGAAACUGUAGAUUUGUGAAAUGAUUUAAAUUACCUGUAUUGUGUGUAAACUACUUAGAUAACUACCUACAUGGAUUUAUGAAGUCAUGCAAUUAAUGCAUGAAGUGAAAUAUUUGAAAUUCAAAUUUUGAAAUGGAUUACAGAUUGUUAUAAAUUAAGAAAUCAUCAACAAAACAAGUAAAGGAAUCUUUGUUUACCAUUUCAAGUCAUAAAAUAUGGAGAAUAUUAUAAGAAUUGCUUCUAUGGUGAUGUUACUGUCAACAGCAGUGAUUUCUCAGUCAUGUACAUCUCCAACAACUAGAUGUGACUGUUUCCAGAAAGAUGGGAAAACCAUAAUAAACUGUAGAUAUAAAAACUUAACAGCUAUACCAACAUUUACCAUCACAAAUCAGGUGUAUGAUGAAAUAAGAUUUACUUCGUUUGAAGAAACUGGAACUUGCCAACCGUUUGCUGGUUGUAACAAUAUUCGACAGAUAGGUGCUAAUGCCUUUGCUAACUUGAAAGUAAAGAAAAUAGAUCUGUUAAACAAUCCAGUUACCUCGAUCGACAAUUAUGCAUUUGAAGGUUUAGCACCAGAAAUAGAAUCAAUAUCACUAGAAGGAGAUGGGUCAAAUGGAAUGCCUGACCAAGCUCUAGCUGCUCUUGAUGAACAACUUAAAACUCUACAUUUAGAAAACUAUGGUGAUACAUCCAUUGAGGCACCAAUUGUUUUUCCAUUCCCACAUCUAGAAUCUUUAACAAUCAAAAAAUGGAAAAACCUAAAAUCUAUCAACGCAGAUAUCUUCGGCGUAAUGAAAGAUUUGAAGGAACUCAAGUUAAUAUCAUUAAGAGACAUAACUAUUUUACCAGUCCCAGCUAUUCAAAAGUUUUUGAAUUUAACCUCAUUAGAUAUUAUGGAUAUUGGUAUAACAUCUAUAGAUGGAGAUUCUUUCACACCAAUGUCAUUACUCAAGGACAUUAAAAUACGCAACAAUAUACAUCUGAACACAAUUGAUCAAAGAACGUUUAGUGGAGUAACGGACACUGUGGAAUUCCUGGAAAUUGAUAAUAAUAAUCUAAAUAAUAAACUAAGCCUUGAAUUUCUAAGAAAUGAAAACUGGACUGUUUUAAGUCACUUAAAUAUUGGAUAUAACUUUUAUUUAAGAGAUCUUCCAAGUGAAAUAUUUAGCAAAACACCAGCUUUAGCAUAUUUACAGUGCCAAGACAUUGGACUGACAAGUAUCAACAAAGAUAUGUUUUCUGGUCUUGUAAGUCUCCAUACACUUGAUCUGGCUUAUAAUAACAUUAAAACUAUUACACCACAGACAUUCAAAAACUCUCCGUCUUUGGUUGAACUUCGACUUCAUGAUCAGCAGAGUAUUGAUUAUCUAGAUAUCCAGAAUAAUGCAUUUAGUGGAAUAGAAACAUCUUUAGAGAUGCUUAGUCUCCAAAACAACAAACUUAAUGUUUCUCAAUUCUGGAUGGAUUUAUCAACACUUACAAAUUUGUUAGUUCUUGAAGUAGACAACACUGGUAUUGAAAAUAUACCUGAUAGAGCAUUCAGGAACAAUGUGAAACUAACAAAUUUACAUAUUGCUGACAAUAAUAUUAACUCUUUAAAACAAGAGACAUUUUUUGGUCCAAGAGACACUCUGCAGACUAUCAAUAUAAAUAGAAACAAAAUACAAACUGUUGAUCAAUGUACAUUAAGUGACUUUCCAGUAAGACCUAAGCUGACUUUGGUUGGAAACCCUUUAAAUUGUAAUUGUGAUUUAGCCUGGCUGUAUGAUUGGUUUAAAUUACAGAGUAAUCAAGAAACAGUUGCCCGUCAGGAAAUAGGUCAAUGUGCAUCUCCAGUUUCAUUGACAAAUAAAUACUUUACAGAAUUUAAUAAAAAUGAAAUGUGUCCCACUGGAGCAACCAUCAGAAACUGUCCAGAUAUAUACCUGACAACAACAACAAAAACUACCACUUCAAGAACAACCACAACAACAACACCAAUUCGUACCACACCACCUCUUCCAGAAUUUGAAAUUCUUAUAAAUAAUAGAGCAUCAACUUUCAUUGAAGUAACAUGGGUAAUAAAUGACAGGACUCAUGUUACUGGUUUAAAACUGGAAAUGAUAUCAAAUUACCAAGCAACUAAAGAAGCUUACCCAGGCCUUGAUGCCAAAUCACACACAUUCUACCAAUUACGUGAGGACACUACUUUCACAUUUUGCCUUGUGCUUAAAAUUGAAAAUGAAUAUAGAGACACUCAACCAAAAUGCAAGUCAACAACAACUCUUCCACCCCUAACUGACACACCAUCUUCAACCACCACAGUGGCACCAGAGCAAAGCUCGCAGCUUGGAAUUAUUAUUGGGUCCAGUGUUGGAGGAGUGGUACUUGUUGCCCUUAUCAUAGCAAUUCUUGUUAUUCUUCUCCGCAGCAACAAACCCAAGAAACAAAAACCUUUGCCUGAACCUGUGAGCUUCUCAAUGAAAGCUGAUGUUCCUCAUGCUGGUGGUACAGCUAAACGUUUUGCUAAGAAAGCAGAGAAGGAAGGUGCAUCUCCUGAUGAUAUAAGUGUAACUGUAAUCUCAAAUGGAGAUAUCAACAAUCAAAGCAGAAUAUCUGCUGGCAGUUACCAAGCUUUAAAUGAGAAAGGAGUGGAUAGUAGACCUAUGCCGUCCUCAUACGGACAUUAUACAAAUGAUAUUGGAGAUAGACCACUACCAAAUGCUCCUAGAGGAGCCACUGGACAUGGAUAUGUUAAUUCUGGAUUUAAAAAUAGUGCAGAUCAUUUACCUGAAACUUCAAAAAAUGAUUAUAGUGAAGUUCGAUACUGACAAAAGUUAAAGUUCUAAUUGUUCUACAGGCACAGCUGAGAUUGUGAAAUCCUACAUGUGUCAUAUUCAAUCAGUGCCAAUUUGUGUUUUAAAUCUAUAUUAUGAUUUUGGGUACACAAAUUCCAAAUGUAGACACUUCAAUUUUAUCAUCCAAAGAUUUGGUGCUGCAGAGGACAAUGAAAGCUUCAAGGUAUGACAAAUGUUGGCCUUAAGUACAACAAAACAACAUAUAUUUUAUGAUAUAAAAUACAUUUUAAUUAUAAGGAUUGUAAAUUGGACACAUAUAAAUGUGAAAACAACUGCAAUAUGUAUUACAAAGUCUUGAAAACAUUUUAGAAAAGGUUAUACAUGCAAGAAAGCUUUCACAGACUUUUAAUUUUAAAUAGCAACUGCAAGUUGAUAUACUUUUAUGAAGUGAAUAUUAAAUAAUCAAAUGUAGCUGGUUAUGAUAACAUCUGUGAUACUUUUAACAUAUCAGAAAAUUAUUUUACAUAUACAAUGUAAAUAGUUUAUCAGACUGAGAAUACUAAGUCUUGUACAUAAAUGUAGAUAAAUCUUGUACAUAUCAUUUCUUACACAUUUUACAUUCCAACAAAGUUUUACACAACAUUCUGUUAUAAUUAUGAAUUGUAGCAUCAAACUGUUUAGCGUGAUAUUAUAAGAUAUAUCAAUGAGGAUAUACUUUUGAAUAUAAAUCAAAUUUUGUAAAAAUGUAAUACAGCUUUAAAAUAAAUUAAAAUCUGUCUGAAUUCAUGCGUGACAUGACACAUAAGUAAUUUUAUUUCAGAAACAGCACAUCAAGAAAUAACGCAUAUAUGUUGGUUGCCACUUGCAUAAAAUCCUUGUAUAUAUUACAUUUAGAUCUCAUAGAAACUUGUAUCAUAUAUCAUAGAACUAUUUGUAGCUGAUUUAAAAUUGUGAAUGUAAUCUGCUACCAAAGACCAAAAGUAAUUUAACAAAUAAUGAAUAAUGUAUAUUCUCCUAUGUCUAGAAAAAGAUGUAAGCUUGAAUAUGUCACAUGGUGUUAACAAAUACAGAAAUAGUCUUAGUUAGUCUUUUUUUAUCCUGGUAUUUAAGAAUGUUAAUGAGGAUUUUAAAUUAUCUUCAAUUAUUUUCUGCAACAAAAAUUUUUUGUUAACAAAUUUGAAUUGAAUAUAUUUUGAAUGACUAAAAUGCUGGUAUCAAGUAUGCCUGUCUAGGAUAUAACCUAAAAGCUAGCUUACUGUUUAACCAGAUAUAAUAUUUGUAUAAAAGUAGCUUGAAAAGACUCUGUCAUGCAUGUAAAAUUUCACCCAAAGAUGUUUUCAUACUUGUGUUAUAUAGCAUAUAAUGUACGUGUGUAAACAGUUUUGUAUUAUAUGUCAAAUUAUCGGUAAAUUGUGAAAUAUUUUUUAUAUAAUUAUCUUUACUAAUUGAAAAUGUGCUGAUAUUUUUGUAAAUCUGUUUAUAAAAGAUUAUAUAUAUAUAAAUGUUAAAACAUAUCUGGAUUAUUGUUAUCUAUAUUAGAUAUUAUAAAACUUGUUACAACACGAAACCUUUGCAAGUUGAUCCUCACUUAAUUACCACUUUCUAUUAAAAUCUUAUCCUUUGUUAGAAAAGAAAGCUUAUUUUCAGGACUUUGUGUGGUUUUUGUUGUUAUUUAUUGUUGUUAUUUCUCUUCUCUUUUUUUAACUUAUUGUCAUCAAAAAAAAUGAAGUGAAGUUACCUCCAGCAAAACAAUUAUCAUACAACUUUCUUCUCAAUGUCACAUCAGGUCAUCCUAUACAUUAGUCUGAUCAUGCUGAUAAAUAUUUUAGUUUCUUCAUACUUUCUCUUGAGUAAUAUUAGUUCAGGGAAACAUGCAUUCUUCUCUAUACAAUGAUAGAAGCAGAUUUUGUGUUUCUGAACAGUCUAUUCAAAGUUUUAGGAAGCCACUAACAAUAGAAUGCUCAAACUGAAUAGAUGUGCAGGCUGGCCUGACUCUAUACUGGUUGCAUUAGGCUAGUCGUCGUCAGUUGAAGCAGGUGACAAGUUGAAUGUAAUCUGACCAUUAUCAUGUCCUGCUCAAUUUUCGUACUUUUGUUUUCAAAAUCUCUUUUAACCAUAAAGAAAUUGUUCCAGUUACAUAUGACUAUCAUAAAACAAAUUCAUUAUGGCAAAAGUAAAAUUAUUUACAUUCUCAUUCAUCCAUGUCUAUUGUGAUAAUCAAGAGCUUGCAAAACUAUGUUUGUUGGUAACUGGGGGAGGGGGGGUACCAUACUGUUACAAAUCAUACAUGUAUGAAUUUUUUAUGUUCAUAAUGAGUUUUAUGCACUUAAGAAACAUGAAAAGUGGGUGUACAAAACAUAGACAAAAUAAAUUUACAUUAGGAAAAACAUUAGCAUGACAUGUACAUUUAUCAAAGUCUUGUUUUUUGAACGAACUGAGGUGAAAUUAGAAUGGAAAAAAUCAUAUCCGCAAACAGGUUGUGACCAUGUUAUACCAUUUAUAAAUAGAAGUUGUUUUUAUAAUCUUUUAAGUAACAUUGUUUUUGAUUGUAAGUUUUUUUAUUGUCAAUGUCUGUUUCUAUUAAUUAUGCAAUAAAUGCUAGGGUAAUGUUUUCAUUUACCUCUGUCUGUAUUCAGAUGAUUAAAGAGUGCAUGAUUAUAUAAUUAUGAUAUAUCAUUUUAAUAUCUGGUUUCUUAUUGUUUAAUUCUUUGUUAGAUGAUUGUACAUAACAUAUUUUGUUACUUUUACUUAUAAUGUAUAUCUCUUUAAAAGAAUGUUUUAUACAAGAUACACAAAUGUAAUGUGGUCAGAAAUUAUCAGUAAAUAAAGUGAAAUAUAAA
Messenger RNA from Ruditapes philippinarum (Manila clam), 5827 nucleotides. Its product is annotated as leucine-rich repeat-containing protein 4-like. The transcript has 2 exons. Gene Ontology annotation, cellular component: extracellular matrix. The record is from RefSeq and is a predicted model, not a curated record. Lineage: Eukaryota; Metazoa; Mollusca; Bivalvia; Venerida; Veneridae. The coding region runs from base 426 to 3020 and encodes 864 amino acids. Gene Ontology annotation, molecular function: protein binding.